CUCUCGUGCUGCGGCUGGUGUCGAAGUUUCGUCCUUUGACAAAACAUAUUCAGAUCCCAUGCACAAUGCUUGAUCCGUUUGACAUCCCAGAUUAUGAGCACACAGAGGAUGAGAGGUUCCCUCCUCUCCCUCCUCCAUCAUCGCCUGGUCGGAGAGACAUCGAGGAGGAUCCUUUUGGCAUUGGAGAAGGUGAGGAGGAAGGAGAAGUGUCAAAACUCGCAGAAGUGCCAGUGGCAAAAAGACGAACAGUGCAGAGGCCUCGGCCUAAACUGGAUGCAAACAGGUUGAUUUCUGAGAAGGGUCUUCCAGCUUUGCGUACUUUAUUUGAUGAUGUUAAGUUCAAAGGCAAAGGGCACGAGGCAGAGAAUCUGAAGCUCCUCUUGCAGAAAAUGGAGAACUGGGCCCAUCGCCUGUAUCCUAAAAUGCAAUUUGAGGAGUUCAUUGAUAAAGUGGAGAGUCUGGGAAAUAAAAAAGAAGUUCAGACCUGUCUGAAACGAAUUCGAUUGGACAUGCCAAUAACACAUGAGGACUACGUUGAGGAGGGUGAGGGUCGAGUACUGGAAGAGUCUGAUCCAGCUGGAGAGGAAGGUUUCCCUGAAGAUCCGUUUGUCCAUUCUACUCCUGCUCCAGCCUCUCUCACUGAGGAACAGCAGCAGCGCAUAGAGCUCAACAAACGGCUGGCUCUGGAGAGGAGACUUGCCAAGCAGAAACAGUUAGAAUCCUCUCAGAAUUCCAUCCAGGAUGCAGAUGAACCAUCCACCAGUGUUUCAGGACAGUACCUCAGUCAAGAGAAUCAGGCCACUCUGGAACAGAGCACCUCAGCACAAACGCCACUCAAACAGAAGUCAGCUGCUCCUCAGAAUUCCCCUUUAUAUGAUAAUGAGUCCGCUAGUCCGCUUCCGAAUGGCAUAGUUGAUGAUGAUAGCAAUUGAACCAAUCCUCCCCUUUUGUACCUAGAGGACUAAGAAUAAAUAAAGAGGUUUUUUUGGGAAGGGCAACUUGAAUCAUUUGGGCUUUUUCCACAUUUAACCUUAUGGAAUCUUCCCAGUCAUAUGCCAAACAUCUUUUGCAGCUCAUUGGCAUGUUUUGUAAUGCCAACCUAGGGUUUGAUCACCACUAAUGAUCUCAUACACACAUUAAUCUAGUUCAGCGUGCUUGCAUUUUGUCAUAUCUUUUAUCCUCUGUGAGGAUUUUGAAAUGUAUUUGCUCAUAUUCAAAACAUUUCCUAUCAUUUUACUCUCAGGUUCACAGUAAGAUCAGUGUGAACCUGAGAAUAAAAUCACCACUUUCUUAUUAUUGGCUAGAUAAUAUUAUAAUGCCCUAAUGUAAGCACACUAUACUACAGGACAAAGAGAGCUUUUAAGGUUGACCCAUUCCCUUUUUUUUUUUUUUGAAAGUUUCAGUUUGUCGUCACCUUCUAAUGUUUCUGUCAGUUACGUUUAUCCCUGUUCUCUUAUUUCAGUGUCAAUUCUUCUGAAUAAAAAUGUAGAAAACCA
Carassius carassius (crucian carp) is the source of this 1496-nucleotide messenger RNA. Its product is annotated as TIMELESS-interacting protein-like. The record is from RefSeq and is a predicted model, not a curated record. Gene Ontology annotation, biological process: replication fork arrest; DNA damage response; replication fork processing. The coding region runs from base 66 to 932 and encodes 288 amino acids. Gene Ontology annotation, cellular component: replication fork protection complex; nucleus. The transcript is spliced from 8 exons. Gene Ontology annotation, molecular function: DNA binding. NCBI's taxonomy places the organism in Eukaryota, Metazoa, Chordata, Actinopteri, Cypriniformes, Cyprinidae.